This is a messenger RNA of Peromyscus eremicus (cactus mouse), 1338 nucleotides long. RefSeq names its product synaptonemal complex central element protein 1 like (gene Syce1l). The transcript is spliced from 11 exons. The coding region runs from base 8 to 1054 and encodes 348 amino acids. Gene Ontology annotation, biological process: synaptonemal complex assembly. Gene Ontology annotation, cellular component: synaptonemal complex. The record is from RefSeq and is a predicted model, not a curated record. NCBI's taxonomy places the organism in Eukaryota, Metazoa, Chordata, Mammalia, Rodentia, Cricetidae.
UGUGCGCAUGCGUGCUAACUAUCAGUUGCGUUGCAGAUGUUCUGCGCUUGCUCAGAGCAGAUACCUGUGUUGCCCCACCCCCUGGUUUUCUGCAAUGGCUGUCGCAGCACGUGCUGCUUUUCCCUGCCGCUGUUUUCCACUUUUCUAUGGCACAUGCGCAGAUGCCCCACAUUGGGAAAUGGCUGCGGAGCUGGAGCCUUUGAUGGCGGAGUGGCUGGGACCUGAGGAGGCUGAGGAUGCCGGAGGGCAGGCCACGUCUUUGAGUAAGACUGAAGACUUGCUGGAGACAGUAAAAAAGCUGCAGAAAGAGGGAAGCCUGGAACCCCAGAUUGAGGACCUGAUUCAUCGAAUUAAUGAGCUGCAGCAAGCGAAGAAGAGAUCCAUUGAAGAGCUGGGAGAGGCUCAAGCUCUCCAGGAGGCCAUGCAUCGGGAACUAGAUUCCUUAAAUGAAGAGAAAGGACACCUAGAGGAGGUCCUGUGCAAAAAAAAAGAGGCUCUGAUGCUUCUCCAGAAGCAUUGCCAGGAGAGGGAAAGUGAGACUCAGUGGUUGAAUGCUAAAGAGCAACUGGAGGAUCUGACAAGUCAGCGCAAGGACCUCUGGGAGUUCCAUGUCCUGCACCACCGCCUGACCCAGGAGAUCAGCGCAAUGGAAGGCAGCAAAGAGCAGCUGCUGCUGGAGAGGACUUUGCUGCGUACCCAGCUGCAGGAAGUGGAGAGGCGGCUGCAGACAGCCAGGGAGGCCCAGAAGACCCCUGAGAACUGUGGGCUGAAGACAGAACUGAAUAAAUGUGGGGGGCAGUCACAGAGCAUCACGGAAACCCAGAACAACAGAGGAGAGGUACGUGCCCAUAAGUGCAAGUGCUUGCGGAGGACAGAAGAGGACAUCAGACACCUGGAGCUGGAGUCACAGACAGUCAGAAGCUGCCUGACCUGGCUUCUGGGAACCAAAGUUGGGUCCUCUCAGGAGCAGUACACACUCUUACUGACUGAGACGUCUCCCUGGUCCCCAAAUCCAGUUUUAGUGUCAGCGUUUAUUAGACAUCAUGAGCACUGAGAGUAAAAAUUGGAUAGGAGUUGUCUCUCCCAGGAACCAAGAAACAAAUAAAGAAUGAGGACAAAUCCGAUGCCUGCUCCUACACUGUACCUGCCACCAUGGCCGUGGUCCCUGAUGCUGUAUCAAAUGAGGUUGUAUCGAUUUACAUCAAUGUAGAUAUAUAAAUUGACACCACAAGCAAUAUAUCUUCAUUUCUUUAUGCUUUGAUAAGGUGAGUUUUAAUGUCACCUCCGAGACACUUUUUGUUGUUGUUUCUAAAUAAAACUGUAAACAGAAUAGAAAAA